UGGAUCCAUAUGUGAGAAGAGGAUAGCAAAGCUGGAGUUGUUUUGGUGAGGCAAAAAUGGCUUCUCCUCCUUCUACGAAGUUGCUUCUACUAAGAAGACUGUUACGAGUCCUGAAGCCUCCUUCAUCUUCUUCUUCCUCCUCUUCCUAUUCGAUUCGCAGAUCAUGCCUCUAUUCCUCUAUGAACCUUCCAGAAGCUUCGAAUUCUGCAGAUAGACCUCCGAUCUCAACCUCUUCUAGAAGCUUCUGCUCUCGUCCUUCCAAUCUCAACGGCGAAUCUGAAGGCCCAGCGCCUAUCGAUUACCGAUUUGUACUGCAGGAGGAUGAAUUUCACAGGCUGGCUGAUUCCACAAUACAAGAUCUACUAGAGAAGUUAGAGGAAUAUGGUGACUAUAUCGAGAUUGAUGGUUUUGACAUAGACUAUGGGAACCAGGUAUUAACCCUGAAGCUUGGGAGUUUGGGCACCUAUGUGUUGAACAAACAAACACCAAAUAGACAAAUUUGGCUGUCUUCCCCUGUGAGUGGUCCAGCUAGGUUUGAUUGGGAUGGAGAUGCUCAAGCUUGGGUCUACAGGCGGAAACAUGCAAAUUUAUCCGAACUUUUAGAAAUCGAGUUGGAGCAACUAUGUGGCGAACCCAUCAGUCUUUCUUGAACCAUUAUGGGUGUGGUGUAACAUGCUGUGGAGUGUCUUCAUGAGUUCAUGUUGAUCAUCAUUAGCUUCGCAUGUUUUUCUUCUUCACUGGGUUGCUUUUUUAACUUGCCCUUGUUCUGAUUUUAAAUGGAAACUUCAUGGUUGUACUGAUUUUGGGAGUUCCUGUUCACAUUGGUGCUUAUAUGGUCUUUCUGGUAA
Messenger RNA from Cornus florida, 848 nucleotides. RefSeq names its product frataxin, mitochondrial. Gene Ontology annotation, molecular function: ferric iron binding; iron chaperone activity; ferroxidase activity. The coding region runs from base 57 to 650 and encodes 197 amino acids. Lineage: Eukaryota; Viridiplantae; Streptophyta; Magnoliopsida; Cornales; Cornaceae. The transcript has 5 exons. Gene Ontology annotation, biological process: intracellular iron ion homeostasis; iron incorporation into metallo-sulfur cluster. The record is from RefSeq and is a predicted model, not a curated record. Gene Ontology annotation, cellular component: mitochondrion.